ACUCUCUUUCAAAAGAAAUGGAGUUAUUCACCAAUGGCAACACCGUUAAGUUACGGAGCCAUCUUGAUAAGUUUAUAGUCGCAGAGAACGACCAAAAACACAUCCGUCAAAGCCGUAAAGGAGGAUAUACACGGCUAUCGGUUUGGACAGUGGAGACUGUCGUCGGUAAACCGAACCUGAUCAGAUUAAAAAGCUGCCACGGUACGUACUUAACGGCGAGCAGUAAACCAUUACUGUUAGGUAUGAACGGUGAGAAAGUGACUCAAAUGCAGUCGUCUAACAACCCUAUGGAUAUGCAAACGCACUGGGAACCGGAGGGAGAUGGGGUUUCCGUGAAGCUGAAAUCUUGGUGCGGCAAAUGGAUGAGAGCUAACGGUGGGUCGCCGCCGUGGAGAAACUCCGUUACUCACGAUGAGCCUCAUACGUCGAGAACCAAGAACUGGUUGCUUUGGGAUGUUAUUGCCGUUGAUGGUCUUGAUCUUGGAAACAUGUCUGAUGGAUAUGAGAGCUCUCUUUCUUCUCCGGUUUCCCCAAGUCUCUCCCGUUUGGGUUUCUGGUCAGCUCCAGGGUCGCCCGUUUCUGCCGUCAAGUCAAAGAAGAGUUUAGGUCGGUUCACUUCGUUUGGUUUACAUUCAAUGUCUCCGAGAUGGUCCCCAAAACUUGUAAAGAAGAAGUGGAGCUUCGACGAAAAGGAAACGGUAUCAGCGAUGGAGACUUUUCAGAACGCAAAAGCUAUUAGAAUACGUAGCAGCCACAACAAGUUUCUAGCGGCGGCUGACGACGAAGAAACAGUGAUUCAGAAAAAAAAGGGAUCAACCAAAAACGCUCAGUGGACCGUCGAACCGGUUCGAGAUUCCGAUCAUGUCAUCCGUCUUAAAAGCUGUUACGGCAAAUACUUAACCGCUUUGAACGAGCGGUUCUUACUCGGAGCUAAGGGGAAGAAAGUGAUUCAGUUAAUGCCGUUUCAACUGGAUUCAUCUGUUGAGUGGGAGCCGGUGAGAGAAGGGUCUAAAAUAUUACUCAGGACGAGAUACGGUAACUACCUCCGAGCUAACACUGGACCUCCUCCGUUGAGAAAAUCCGUCACGCACAAUAAACGUCAUUCGGCUACUCAGGAGUCGAUCUCGUGGGAGGUUGAUGUCGUCGAGAUCUUGAAGAAUCCUCUAUUCAUGGAGGAGGUGGAGUUUACUCCGUCACCAAAGAAACAGCGGAAUCCACCGCCACAUAGGAAGCCGUCGAAAUCUCCAUUGUCAGUUUCACAUUCGAAGACUCCAUCUUUUCUCUCAGGCAUAUCUGAUACAUAUCCCGAUGAGUCUCCAUUAAAAUCGGAUGGUAUGGAGUCUACUCCAUCCUCAAAGAAGAUACCGCCUUCAAUGCUGCAUAGGAGGCAGUCUUCGAAUCCGUUUUCUCUUUCAGAUUCAGAUUGUGAUGAGUCUCCGUCGAAACUGGAUGAACGAACCAUCAGUUAUCAUUUUAAUCAUCCACUCAAGGCGGAAAUGAAGUCUACUCCGUCUUCAAAGAAAACAUUACAUUACACGAAGCUGUCGAAUUCUCCUCAUUUGAAGAGUUCUUCUUCUUUUUCAGACAUAUCAAAUUCAAAUUUUGAUGAGUCUCCAUCGAAACUAGAUGAGCAAACCAUUGGUUAUCAUAUUAAUCAACCAUUCAAGGCGGAGAUGAAGUCUGCUCCGUCUCCGAAGAAGAUAAUGCAUGUAUCACCGCAUAGGAAGCCAUUGAGUUCUCCUCAUUCGAAGACUCCAUCUUCUCUUUUUGACAAAUCGUCAGAGUCAGAAUCUGAUGAUUCUCCAUCAAAAUCGGAUGAGCAAACUACCAAUUACCGUAUUAAUCAUCGAUUCAAGACGAAAAUAAAGUCUAGUCUGUCUUCAAAGAAAAUGAUGCAUCGGAAGCCGUCAAAUCCCCCUCACUCCAAGGCCCCAUCUUCUCAUUCAGACAUAUCAAAUUCAAAUUCUGACAAGUCUCUAUCGAAAUCGGAUGAGAUUGGUUAUUAUGUUAAUCAUCCAUUCAAGACGGAGAUGAAGUCUAUUUCAUCUUCGAAGAAAACGAUGCAUCUGUUGCCGCAUAGGAAGCCGUCAAAUUAUCAUCAUUCGAAGACUUCGUCGUAUUUUUUUGAUAGAUCAGAUUUAGAUUCUGAUGAGUUUCCAUCAAAAUCGGAUGAGCAAACCGUCGACAAUCAUCCAUUCAAGGCGGAGGUGAAGUUUACUUUGUCUUCAAAGAAGACGCUGCAUCCCCCACCUCAUAAGAAGCCGUUGAAUCCUUAUCUGAAGAGUCCAUCUUUUCUUUUAGACAUAUCAGAUUCAGAAUGUGAUCAGUCUCAAUCGAAGUUGGAUGGGCAGACUAUCAAUUAUCAUAAAGGAUCUCCGUUCAAAGCAGAGAUGAAGUCGAAGAAGAAGCUGCAUCCCCCGCCACAUAGGAAUUUUUCAUUGCCAGUUUCACAUUCUAGCACUCCGUAUUCUCUUUCGGACAUAUCAGAUACAGAGUAUGUUGAAUCUCCACUGCAACCGGAUGGACGAACAAUCUAUUAUCGUAUCGCUGAUGAAAGACACGUGCAAGAAAAAUCAACUGGUGGAUAUGUUUUCUCGUUUAAAGGAACCACCGUUGCAGAGCUGACUCAAAUGCUACGAGAAGAAACAUGCUUGGAAGAUGUUGUGGUGUGCACUCGCAGUCCCUUAAAUGGCAAGUUACUUCCCCUUCGUUUGCAGCUUCCUCCUAACAACGAAACACUGCAUGUCGUUCUAGUACCCUCCAAUGGUAGCCUCUAGAGAGACGUGAGUCAAUCAAUUUUUAACUUUAAGCUCUCAUAUGGAGUUACUGAAUGUUUGACUUGUUUAUUUGUUCGUUAAAUUCAUCAUUGGCAAAUGAGUGACUGGCCUUUUAUGUGGUGAAGUGUUUGGUGAGGCAUAUGAUAUGAACCUUAUAAGAAGUUAAUAAGAUAA
Messenger RNA from Raphanus sativus (radish), 2951 nucleotides. RefSeq lists its product as uncharacterized. The transcript is spliced from 10 exons. The record is from RefSeq and is a predicted model, not a curated record. The coding region runs from base 18 to 2777 and encodes 919 amino acids. NCBI's taxonomy places the organism in Eukaryota, Viridiplantae, Streptophyta, Magnoliopsida, Brassicales, Brassicaceae.